Messenger RNA from Haplochromis burtoni (Burton's mouthbrooder), 1011 nucleotides. Its product is annotated as condensin complex subunit 1-like. Gene Ontology annotation, molecular function: histone binding. Lineage: Eukaryota; Metazoa; Chordata; Actinopteri; Cichliformes; Cichlidae. Bases 376 to 828 code for a protein of 150 amino acids. The transcript is spliced from 3 exons. Gene Ontology annotation, cellular component: condensed chromosome, centromeric region. The record is from RefSeq and is a predicted model, not a curated record. Gene Ontology annotation, biological process: mitotic chromosome condensation; meiotic chromosome condensation.
CUCUUGCCUUGACUGGCAGGUAAUCUUGGCAGUGCAGAGGAGGAUUCCUGCUCUGCUGUAAGGGCCUGCCUACAGUGACUUGGCUCGACCCAAAUUAUUCCUCUGCAGUCACAGUGGAGUAAUUUCUGGGUUGUCGCUGACAGCGUGUCUUAUGUCUGUGUGUGUGUUUGUGUGCUGAGUGUGUGUGUGUGUGUUAAAAAAGGCAAGAAGUUCACCCAGCUUUCUUUACUGUUCAGUGAGCCAUGAGUUUUGUCUUUGGUAAUCUGAGGGCAGAGUUCUUAGUGAGGUUUUUCUGUUUUUGUAGGAUUUAACAGAUUGUUUCACUGAAAUUCUUAAUUUCCAACCUUUUUCAUUUCUUUUUCCCAGAGUCACACAAUGCGUGUUGCUGUCUGUGAGGUGCUGGGAGAGAUCCUUGUGAGGGUCCUGUGCGGUGAUGGGCUAGAUGAGUCCGGUAGAGCUGACCGUGACCGUUUCUUUGACACACUGCAGGAGCAUCUGCAUGACUCGCACUCUCAUGUCAGAACACGUGUACUGCAGGUCUACACACGCAUCGUCAAUAGCAAAGCGCUGCCCCUGUGUCGGUAUAGCGAGGUGAUGGAGCUUGCUGUUGGACGGCUGAUGGACAAAUCUAUAAAUGUGGUUAAGAGUUCCAUCCAACUGCUGGCUGCCUUCAUAGCACACAAUCCUUAUAGCUGCAAGCUGAGCAGUGCAGAUCUGAAGAAACCACUGGAGAAGGAGACUUCUAAACUCAGAGAAUUGAAAGAGAAACUGGAGGGGACAGCACCUGGUAAACAAAACCUGAGUGAUUAUUCACAAGUAUUGCUAUGAAUCUCCCCUGAUGUUUUAUUUUAUUAUUUAAGACUAAUUCACAUUUUGCCCUGUGAUGAGACCAAGGCGAAUAUGAGCUUGCUGAAUGAGAGCUGGGUUCCUCUUGCCUUGACUGGCAGGUAAUCUUGGCAGUGCAGAGGAGGAUUCCUGCUCUGCUGUAAGGGCCUGCCUACAGUGACUUGG